Phyllostomus discolor (pale spear-nosed bat) is the source of this 351-nucleotide messenger RNA. Its product is annotated as thrombospondin type-1 domain-containing protein 8-like. The transcript has 2 exons. Lineage: Eukaryota; Metazoa; Chordata; Mammalia; Chiroptera; Phyllostomidae. The record is from RefSeq and is a predicted model, not a curated record. The coding region runs from base 1 to 351 and encodes 116 amino acids.
AUGGCCCGGAGCCCAGCUGCGCUACUGCUGUCGCCUCUGAUAUUCCUGCUGCUGACAACGCCUGUCCAGGUCUCCCCCGACUACCAUUACUUUGGCGAUCAGGGAGAAGGAGACACCUGGGAGCAGUUACGGCUGCAGUUUCAGGGGAAAGACGCGGAGGACUCGAUCCUUGGCCCGUGGGGAAAGUGGCGCUGUCUUUGCGACCUGGGCAAGCAGGAGCGCAGCCGUGAGGUGCUGGGCACAGCGCCGGGCCCAGUGUUCAUGGACCGCGAGAACCUAGUGCAGGUGCGGCCCUGCAGGCAACGGGACUGUUCAUCCUGCAAGCCGAUCGACUGCGACUGGAGGCCCUGA